Molecule: messenger RNA, 846 nt
Organism: Pipistrellus nathusii (Nathusius's pipistrelle)
Lineage: Eukaryota; Metazoa; Chordata; Mammalia; Chiroptera; Vespertilionidae
Source: the annotation of a GenBank genome assembly
AUGGGGACGCAGGGCAGUCCGGUCAAAAGCUACGACUACCUCCUCAAGUUCCUGCUGGUGGGCGACAGCGAUGUGGGGAAGGGCGAGAUCCUGGAAAGCCUACAGGACGGCGCGGCCGAGUCCCCGUACGCCUACAGCAACGGGAUCGACUACAAGACGACUACCAUCCUGCUGGAUGGCCGGCGGGUCAAACUGGAGCUCUGGGACACGUCGGGCCAAGGCAGGUUCUGCACCAUCUUCAGGUCCUACUCCAGGGGCGCACAGGGGAUCCUCCUGGUAUAUGAUAUCACCAACCGCUGGUCCUUUGAUGGUAUUGACCGGUGGAUCAAGGAGAUUGAUGAGCAUGCACCUGGGGUCCCCCGGAUCCUGGUUGGGAACCGGCUGCACCUGGCUUUCAAGCGGCAAGUCCCAACAGAGCAGGCUCGCGCCUACGCAGAAAAGAACUGCAUGACCUUCUUUGAGGUCAGCCCGUUGUGCAACUUCAAUGUCACCGAGUCCUUCACUGAGCUGUCCCGCAUCGUGCUCAUGCGGCACGGCAUGGAGAAGAUCUGGAGGCCCAACCGAGUGUUCAGCCUGCAGGAUCUCUGCUGCCGCGCCAUCGUCUCCUGCACUCCCGUGCACCUCAUCGACAAGCUCCCACUGCCUGUCACCAUCAAGAGCCACCUCAAGUCCUUCUCAAUGGCCAAUGGCAUGAACGCCGUGAUGAUGCAUGGGCGUUCCUACUCGCUGGCCAGUGGGGCAGGGGGUGGCGGCAGCAAGGGCAACAGCCUCAAGAGGUCUAAGUCCAUUCGUCCCCCUCAGAGCCCACCCCAGAACUGCUCCAGGAGCAACUGCAAGAUCUCCUAG